UAGUUUUAUUGACAUUAAAUAUUUGAAGUGUAACGUGGGGAUUUCGCGUGCCCGCUCCGUGCUGCUGUCAGUCCCCCCGCGUCACCGAUCGCAGGGCUUCGCUGUUGUUAUAUCAGAGCAGAGCGGGGAUUUUAAAUGACCCGCGUUCACGGCCCCUUAACGACUGCUGGCGGGUUAUAAGACAAGGCGCAAAGAUACUGGCGCCAGCUCAGAGCGAGAGGACUGCGGAACACAGCACAGCUUAGCCAUAUGCGCCCUGCUUACCUCUUACUGGAGCGGUUUUACUAAAUAAUGACUUGUGUAACACCAUCCUAACUUUAGCAUUAAAGGACAUCCGUGGAGAGAAGGCAUUUUCAGAGAGCAUCACAGGAAGGCUCUCGACACUCAAGAAGGUCACACGCGGGGAUAUCAUGCCAAGCAAGAAAGUGCUACGAACAGAGCAGGUUAACACUACAGAUGAAGCUCCUCCAACUGCUUCAGUGCGUCCCAGGAAGAGGAAAGCAGACGUGGCUAUUCAUUUACAAGAUCCAGAUGAAGAGAUCACAGAGAUGACCAGAAAGAAACCAUGUGCUUCCCAGGCCUGCUGGAAUCCCGACACUGGUUACACAAGCCCAUGCAGGCGGAUCCCCACACCUGAUGAAGUCGAGGAACCGGUUGCUGUUAGCAGCGUGGGAUUCACACAGUACGCCUCAGAAAACAUCUUCAUCACCCCUACGCGCUCUACCCCUCUGCCGGCCCUCUGCUGGGCAAGCAAAGAUGACGUGUGGAACAACCUUCUCAGAAAAGACCAACUCUACCUGCGAGAUACACAUGUUAUGGAGAGACAUCCAAAUCUUCAACCUAAAAUGAGAGCGAUUCUGCUGGAUUGGCUAAUGGAGGUUUGUGAGGUUUAUAAGUUACACCGAGAGACGUUUUACUUGGGUCAGGAUUACUUUGAUCGCUUCAUGGCCACACAAGACGAUGUUCUCAAAACAACACUACAGCUCAUAGGCAUCUCCUGUCUCUUCAUCGCUGCCAAAAUGGAGGAAAUUUACCCUCCUAAGGUGCAUCAGUUUGCUUACGUUUCUGAUGGGGCCUGCACAGAGGAUGACAUUCUUAGCAUGGAGAUUAUCAUCAUGAAGGAGUUGAAUUGGAGUUUGAGUCCUUUAACCCCGGUGGCUUGGCUCAACAUCUACAUGCAGAUGGCCUAUCUGAAGGAGACCGCUCAAGUUCUCAUGGCCCAGUACCCACAGGCUACAUUUGUGCAGAUUGCAGAACUUUUGGAUCUGUGUAUAUUGGAUGUAAGAAGUCUGGAGUUCUCUUCUGGUCUUCUCGCAGCCUCUGCACUCUUCCACUUCUCUUCUCUAGAGCUAGUGAUGAAAGUUUCAGGGCUGAAGUGGUGUGACUUGGAGGAGUGUGUGAGAUGGAUGGUCCCUUUCGCCAUGUCAAUCCGUGAAGCAGGCAGCUCGCCCCUCAAAACAUUCAAAGGAGUCGCAGCAGAUGAUCUGCACAAUAUCCAGACCCAUGUGCCUUACUUGGAAUGGCUGGGAAGAGUGCACUCGUAUCAGCUAGUGGACAUUGAGAGCAGUCAGAGGUCUCCAGUUCCCUCUGGAGUGCUCACACCACCACCCAGCAGUGAGAAGCCCGAGAGCACCAGCUCCUGACUGUUAAUGUAUGGAAUAGGACCCGACCCUGACUGAUGCGUUUAAAUCAAAAUCAACAAAUCAAUGGCAUUACUGCUUGAACCCAAGCAUCAAUUCACAUGCAUAAGACUCAAGACCAAAAAGUCCUAUGCCGCCUCCUUUUUUUUUUUUUUUUUUUUUUUAUUAUCUCCUUUAUGCGAGACUUGCAAGACAUGAAAUACUUUUUUGUUUUAAUGGUCCAAAGGUUUGGUGUCUUUAUUUUUAUUUUUAUUUUAAGUUUCCAAAUGUAGACUACCUGCCAAAAUCUCAGAGCUGCUGCUGGCUCUGAUUGCUGCUAAAAGAGGGUGGGACUGGAGCAGAUGGAAAGAUGACCACAGAGAUCCCCACACAAAUAUGGGCAUGGGUUUCUGGGGCUCAGGUUGCCAUUUGGACCAGGAAAUCCUGACAGGUUGUCUCUCGAGUCUCCAAUGCCAGAAAGGACCGGAGAAAUCAUCGGCUUCAGAAGCUAGGACUCGGUUUUUAUAUUUUAAGAUUUUCCUCUGGUCGCCUCCCAAGUGUUUGUAACCAAAUUUGACCGGUCACUUUUAUAUAGGUUUAUUUUUAAACAAGAUGCUGCUACAUUUCUCUAUAUCAUAUGUCUAAAUAAAGCCACUGUCUCAGACAGUUUUUACGUAAA
Molecule: messenger RNA, 2298 nt
Organism: Carassius gibelio (silver crucian carp)
Lineage: Eukaryota; Metazoa; Chordata; Actinopteri; Cypriniformes; Cyprinidae
Gene: ccne1
Product: cyclin E1
Exons: 12
Coding region: 411-1643 (410 amino acids)
Biological process (GO): regulation of cyclin-dependent protein serine/threonine kinase activity; G1/S transition of mitotic cell cycle
Cellular component (GO): cytoplasm; centrosome; cyclin E1-CDK2 complex
Molecular function (GO): cyclin-dependent protein serine/threonine kinase regulator activity
Source: RefSeq, a predicted model, not a curated record